CACUCUUAAAUCGCUAAGAUAAUCGUCAAUAAGAUUGCGGCAUUCAUAAUAUUUUCUACCUUCCAGUUUAUUCCGCCGACUACACGACAAAACAGCAAGUAGUCAAACGUACGAGGAUAUUAAUCGAUGUACAUGUUGAAAAUCGUUAAUUGAGAAAAGGAAAUCAAUACUGGCAAAAAACGGAGCUUUUUUACCAACUGCUGAAAAAACUGAAUCGAGACGCGAAAGUAAACAUAGAUGUCAAUAUUGGAGACAAUUUCUUUUUAUUUUCGUUAUCGGAAAGAUCUAAAACAAUACUGAAUGGAAAACGGCGAGGAUACAUUACAGAGCUAUGUGAUUCUAUCAAACCGGGAUGGAAAACAAGAACCAUGGCAAUGUAAUCAAAUCAACAAACGAGUCCUCGGUCAAUACAUCGUAUAUUUAUGCGGAAAUGAAGGAACAAAGGAUGACAGUAAUAAUGCGGGACUUCGAAGACUGCUUCAAAAGGCUAUAUCAGUUACUGCAGACGAGCAGACGAGUACAUUACAAAAUGCUGAAUUCAAGUUUUAUGACGACGCAUGCCAAAGAUACAUAAUUCGGUCAGGGGACGGAGAAAACAAAUUCACAUUUACUUUUAACGAGAAACUAGAACCAGAUUUCACAGUACAAAGAAAGUCAAUGUUGUUGAAAUAUUGGGACUUGUUAAAUAGCACCUGGCCAGUUUCAGCAGGCUAUGAAAUUUGCGGUUAUAUGUUUAAUCCCGGAUAAGAUCCGAAACUUCAAUGUCAGACACUGACAAAACUAUUUCUGAUUUAUUAAACACACGUUUUUUCCUGGCAUUCAAUAAAAUAUAUAUUUCUUCUUUCUUGCUUAUCAUAAGAAGUGUAAUCUUACUUCAUUCUGAGUUGUUUGCAUAAAACUGUUUGUAAAAUUAUUAAAACCAUUUUAAAACUGAUACAUUUGAUGAACCUUAAAUACUAAUAAUGAUUAUUUUCUUUGACAAGUUUGUAUAUCAUUAAUCAAUAUUUCAUUCACUUUAAGUCUUAUAGGCUCUUGAAAUGUAAAUUGUGAGAAGUCCUAAUACAUAUACCUCUUUUUUUGACGUCGUCACAGACUGGAAACUAGCUAGACCAACAUUAAACAAGCCGGAAACUCUCCUGCUUUAAAUAUAGGCAAAAUAUUCAGAACGUUUUUGAUCUCUAUUUCAGUUUUAUAGGAUAAAAUCAGAAUGAUAUCAGAUGGAUUGUCUACUGUAUACUUAUGGUGUAACGUACCCUUUGCUUUCUGAUAAUGGUUUGGAAAUAAAAAACUGCAAAACAUG
Mercenaria mercenaria is the source of this 1300-nucleotide messenger RNA. RefSeq lists its product as uncharacterized. Bases 301 to 747 code for a protein of 148 amino acids. NCBI's taxonomy places the organism in Eukaryota, Metazoa, Mollusca, Bivalvia, Venerida, Veneridae. The transcript has 2 exons. The record is from RefSeq and is a predicted model, not a curated record.